GCCGACGGGGAGGAGGUGGGACCUCAGCUACUGCUGGUGGAGGGCGAGCGAGCGAGCGAACGGUGCACAUUGUCAGCCACGAUUCCCGCUGCCAACGACGGGCUUUUUUUGUGGGAAAUCACGACCAGAACGCGUAUCGCAGGACCCCCCCUCCCUCCCUCCCUACCGACGACAAGGCUACAUUCAUCCACCAUUCAUCUUGAUACAACGCCGUUUUUUGUUUUUUUUUUGCCUCUGUUACCCACCGAGACCCAGCGAGGUUCCCGGUAACCGCAACCGCCACCAACAUCACCGUCGCAGGCAGGGGGCUGUGUGAUGAGCUCGGCUAUGUUCAGAUAAGGCAGCUUUUGUUGCCGGGGCGUACACUUUGAAUCGAUUUGUCGCCUUUUAAAGCCUUCCAGCCCCCCCGAGUUUGAGAAGAAAGACCCACCAGAGGGACACAGCUACUAGCGGGGCAGAGGGGACCGCUGAAUAUCCAUGAGCUCCGAUUUCCCGCACUACAGUUUCAGGAUGCCAAAUAUAGGGUUCCAGAACCUUCCCCUUAACAUCUACAUUGUGGUGUUUGGGACAGCCAUCUUUGUCUUCAUCCUCAGCCUCCUCUUCUGCUGCUACUUAAUAAGGUUACGGCACCAGGCGCACAAAGAGCUCUAUGCAUACAAACAAGUCAUUCAGAAGGAAAAAGUCAAAGAGCUAAAUUUGCAUGAGAUAUGUGCGGUGUGCUUGGAGGAGUUCAAACAGAAAGACGAGCUGGGGAUUUGUCCAUGCAAACACGCCUUUCAUAGGAAGUGCCUCAUUAAGUGGUUGGAGGUGAGGAAAGUGUGCCCGCUGUGCAACAUGCCCGUCCUGCAGCUCGCCCAGCAGGCUGGCAGCACAGACCCCCCCGUGCCGAUACAGCAGCCUCUUCCUGGGAUCGAGAACCUGGUGUAGCGGAUUCAAACCCUUGCUACAGUUCGCCACAGUCACACAUCCCGUCACUCAUACUCACCUGUACAGGUACACUUUGGUAUGAGUCUGUGGACAGACCGGAGAAACUGGAGUUCCUGCGCAGAUCCUCACAGACACUGUGAAUCUGCACCUCUCUUAUCCUUCAUUGGUUCACUAAAAGGAUUUCCUGAUAUCAGCUCUGACUGAUAAUCAACUUUUCGUGUUUUUCUUUUCGCGGACAAUGAAGAAAAGUCGACGUAGAAGAAGUUUCGUUCUUGGCCAAGACGUGGUCGAUGACUUUUUCACAACCAAAGCACUUUUUCUGGGGACACCAGCUAAAGACCAGGAGUAAAAAAACACAAAGCCAAGAACUACAACACACUAAAAUAGAAUUUGUUUUUCUUUAUUUUUUUUAACAAGCACUUUACGACAAGUCGAACCUUAAUUGCUUGUGAUCGUAGUAGCAAGGUCAUGUUUUGUAUUUUAUCAUUAACUAUUAUUUCUGUGUACAGAACAAUUAGCAUUUAUAAUUAGUGACCUUUGAUUUUUAAACAGAACAAAAAAAAGAAUCUCAAAGGGACAAAAACACCUACGUCAGUAGAUGUCAGGAAAUUUGGACAAUGCUUUGUGUUCUAAUUUCACACACACGCACACACACACACACACACACACAAGAACUGAAGCUCAAAGCAACCUCGAGACAUCUUGUCUGACUAAAUGUGAAAAGUUUGAAUGUGUUGAAACCCAGAAUUUUUCACACAAAGCCUAGAAUUGUUUCCUCACCACCCGUCAUUCAUCACAAUGUGACUGUUCUUCUCCUUCUUUGUUACUCUGUCAAUACAGGAACAAACUAUAUUUUCAUUUAAGGAAUUUACCGGGUAACAUCCUGUAUAUACGAGUGUUGUUAGGCUGUGGCAGGCGCUAUCUAUCUAUCUACCUAUAUCUAUCUAUAGAUCUGUCUCUCUAUAUAUAUAGAUAUAGAUACGUAUAUACAGUCCCCCUCGGCAAAACAAUUCAGGUCUUCUCCAACAGAAAAUCUGACUUUCAAAGUAAUAACUUUGACUACUGUGAUUAUCUAAACCAGUAUUAGUGUGUAUGAACUGCUGCUUUAUCUAUAGAGCUGUUUUACAGAACAAACAUUAGCAAUGAGGCAAAAUCAAAGAAGAGACCCACAAAGUGUCACGUCAGUGCUCCGGUUUGAUUUUGAUUGAAGCUGAGCCGCGUGGACGUUAACGUGCUUCUCGGAACAGAACAGCAGACGUCCAGCAGCCGUGUUGAUGUGUCUUAAACUAGCACCACCUGUCCUGACUGCUGAUUGGAUGUAGGAAGAGACCAGGAUGUAGUACAACUUCAGACGUGCCACAUGCACAGCUGCACUUACGUUUGCUUCCACCCCGUUAGACGAUUUGUAUUUAUUUUUUAAUUUAUUAUACUUUCUUGGUACAGCUGCAUAUCGAAGGAGUUGGCGGGUUGACAGCUGCAUCAGCAUCACUGCCCUCAGCACAUCAUCAGCACAUCCUUUGCUCCCAACUUACAGUAGUUUGUGCACACCACACAGGGAGGGGCUCGGGCUGUGCCCCCCCCCCCCCCCCCCCCCCCCGGCUGCCAGAGAGUCUGUGGUCAGCAGGUUGCAAUGAAGCAGCGUUUUCAUUCACAUGUACACACACACACAUACAUGCAGCGCAGUUCUGCUUUUUGCCUGCAGGAUUCUGGUGCUUUCGCCUCUCGCCCUCUUUCUCUACGGUACAGGCCGCUUUUUGUUUCGUGCCACUCAAACAGUGACUUUGAGCCCUGCCGGCUUUUGUGGUUCUUCUCUUUGUCCUCAUCCCUUGUUGGCUGCAGUUAGUGAAUGUGUUGUGGGGAAAUGUGCUGAUCUGAUAGGGUGGCGUGAAAAAAAAAAAACCCAGCCGUGCAGCAAAGCGAUGCACCUGAGAUGAGUUGGAGAAUGUCUUUGACCUGUGUUUUGUGUCGUCAAAUGACAAUCGUACGCUGUCUUUAAAUCUAAAGAAAAUCUAAGUAAAACCUGGAAGCUGCCAUCAGGACACGAUGAAACACAAGACACAACAUUUCCGUCUGACUUGGCCGUGUGGUCUGGUUACUGAUGGAAAAAUAAGCAAACAGGCUUCUGAUUGGUUUAGAAACACCAACAUCCAGUUUCCAUCUAACUCAUUAAAAUUAAAAUGGAUCCAGGUGACGUAUCUGGAUACACAUCACAUUUUAAAAGCAGGCGUGAAAGUCUUAACACAAAGAUCUUUGUGAACCUUAAUAAAUAAAACAAAUAUAUAUUGAUGCUUUGAACAGUGUCACGGGUGGAGCUGCGCAGGUUCCCAACACGUGGCGGUGACAAUGCAUUUCACCGUCUGUGGCAGGAGAGCAUUGUUACCGGACCUCUGCGCUCUGAAUGUUGUCAUCUCCGUUGAAUGUUUGACCUUUUGCGGUGGGUCAGAGCUUGCAGCGAGGUGAAAAUGUCAGCUGUUAGAUCAGAGCAAAAGCAGGAUUUCUUGAUCCUGAGUCAGCUGUUUCAUCCCCAUAACGAGGUCCAGCCGGCUCACAUUAACGCAGCACCGUGUCACCGCUGAUGGUGGCAAACUAUUAACGAUUUAAAGCAGCUAAAACUCAAAGAAACAUGUUGUCCACAUUGGUUUUAUUUCAACAAAAACUGCCACAGUUAAUAAAAAAACCACCGACUGUGUGUUGAGGAAACACACCACGAGGCUCUUCUUCACUUUGGUACCUUUUUGCGUCUUGUUCUUUGGUUCUAAAGAGGCUGUGACUGUUUUCAUCAUGACAUUAUUCCCAACACUUCCUGCCGCUGUCCCUGAAAGACGACAUACUUUGUAGCUCAGCGCUAAUAACCUGAAGCUUUGUUCCUGCUAACGGUUUUGUCUCAGAAUGUGAGGUUCAGGAGAGAAAGAACAGGAGGAGAUUUAAUGUGAAAGCAUGCUGUUAUGCAUAGUGACGUUGCCACUGAUAUCACCUUUGUUAAAUGUAUGUAGACAGUAGUAUCAGUAGUGUAUUUAUACAUGAGGUGCACAUAAAAUGCUCCUUCAUACAAACUAAAUGGCAGCUGAGCACUUCCUGCCAUUUGGCCAUCUUAAGUGUUGUGUUCGAUUGUAAACACUUUUAGCCUUUCCACCCCUUUUCCUUCCUGUGUGCCGUCCUAAUCCCACUGAAACAAAGUGCCAACCCAAGAUGAACCGCUACCAAUCAAAGUCUCAGCCGGUGAGAGAGAAGCUUCUGCUUUUACAGAAGAAAACAGGCGAAAAUCUCCCAUCGUGGCCAAAAAAAAAUGACGGGAAACUGAGCCGGACGUGAAAACAGUCAUAAACGGCUUCCCGCCACUGAAACCACCGCUGACGUCGGUGCUGCCUCUGAGUUAGCUCCACUCUAAACAGACACAGUGAGGUGAAACACGGCAGUCAGGAGCGCCGCUUAUCACCUGUGUGCAAUCAGAGAGGCUGGUCGUCACGUGGUCGUCCCCUCAGGGACACCCAGCUUCCCCUCCACGUGUGAUGGCGUGUUGGCAGACGGUGUUCUGGAAAGCUGACGGGUUUCAUUUCCAUCAUUUAGGAUUCUUAAUCUCUAUCACUGCCUCCCUGAAGUGAACUUUGUUCCUGUUUGUAUGGUGUCUUAUUUAUUCCUCUGUAGCCCCCCCCCCAACAAACCCUCCCAUUACCAGCAUACCUGAGCACCCCCCCCCCCCCACCCCCCCCGUUGUUAACACUGAUUAUGUUUGUGGACUCUCACAGACAUUAUUUGUAAAACUAAGAAUUCUGCAGCAGAAUAUUUUUGGAGACAUUUGCUGUACAGUAUUUGUAAGCUCUAUUUUUGUAUAUUGCUCUUUUGGAGAAAAUAAUAUGCAUUUUUUUUCUUUUCUUGUUUUUGCUAAUUUCAUGUUUAUUCAUUUUAAGAAAAUGUUGCAUGUGACUGACUUGAACUGUAAAUAAAAUUUCCAGGUUUUGGAAAGA
Chelmon rostratus (copperband butterflyfish) is the source of this 4892-nucleotide messenger RNA. RefSeq names its product ring finger protein 24 (gene rnf24). Gene Ontology annotation, molecular function: zinc ion binding; ubiquitin protein ligase activity. The transcript is spliced from 6 exons. The coding region runs from base 478 to 927 and encodes 149 amino acids. Lineage: Eukaryota; Metazoa; Chordata; Actinopteri; Chaetodontiformes; Chaetodontidae. Gene Ontology annotation, cellular component: endomembrane system. The record is from RefSeq and is a predicted model, not a curated record.